Molecule: messenger RNA, 1286 nt
Organism: Limulus polyphemus (Atlantic horseshoe crab)
Lineage: Eukaryota; Metazoa; Arthropoda; Merostomata; Xiphosura; Limulidae
Exons: 5
Coding region: 328-723 (131 amino acids)
Source: RefSeq, a predicted model, not a curated record
GUAGAAUCAAAGUGCUUUUAACCCAAACGCGGAAGCUCACAAUGACUAGUUUUGUACGUUAUACUACAAUUCACUAAUUUUACUACACUCUUUGUUAUUGCUGUUGGUUAACAGAAACUGCUAUCCUUUUUGUGAUUCGAUUGGAAACAGUUUAAAACUGACUUUCGUUUCAACUUCCAAGUUCCGGUGUGUUUUACCGUAAUUUACGUAAGAAUAUAUCUCAGUGAUAGUACUGUCUCUCUGCGGCACCCCACUGUACCUGAUGUAUUUCAUGGUGCCCCGAAUCAUUGUUACAUAGACUAAAAAGAAAUAUAAAAAAGUACUGGAAUGGAUUCAAAGAAGUUUGAAGAGGGGUUGAAACAUGAAGUACAGAGGUUAAAACAACAGAAUGAGAAAUUAAUGGAACUUCUUACAAAAUGCAAAGUAGUCCUACAACUUAUGAAAAGUCGUACACAUGCUUUGGUGAAAGAAAAUAAGUCAUUAUUAAAGUUGGUGGAACUUAAAACAAAGGAAUUGAAAGAUUUUCAGAGUGCAUGUCUGGAGGAAAGUACCAAGUAUCAAAAUGUGAGAUAUUUAGGACUGGAGAACUCAGGAAAAUGCACAGAUUCCAGUAAUGGAAAAACAAACACAAAUUUCCCAUACCAGUUCGAUGAGGGAACCUGUUGUCAAGUGUGCAAAAACCCAUUAGGAAUUCCAGGAAAAUGCACAAUUGUAUCUUCAUGAACCAAAGAAAUAUUUUGAGCAUGAAAACUACUUCCUCAUGAGUGAUUACAAUUGAACUGUGAAACAUGCUAAGUUAAUGAGAACAUGUACAUUCAUCCUAUCAUCAACAGAAAAAUUCUCCAUUUAGAGAAAGAUGGAAGGCUGUAUAGUUCCUUAGAAAAAAGUAUAAUCUUGUGAAUCGUGAAAAAUAAAGUUUUACGAGUAAACAAAUGAAUGAAAUUGGAUGAAUGAAAUUAAUGUCCUAGCUCAAGAAAAUAACUGAUCGGGAAGAAGCAGGAAAACAGUAUUAUAAAAAUUAGUGGAGGCAAAUGUAUGGCUUCAAAAGAACAUAAAAAUCUAAAGAUAAUAUUGAAAGUAUAUAGUUAAGAUUAAAAUUUGUUGAGAAAAUAUAUAGACUAUUAAUCAAGAAUCUAGUAAAUGGCACUGUAAUAUAGACUAAAAAUCAAAUCCCAGAAAAGCUCUUGCAAAAAUCAAGCAGAAUUUAAAAAUCCACCCAUGUCAUAAUCAUCAGAUACAAGCCUUCCUUUAUUAUUUCUCAAGGGCCCUACUCCAUCCUAACAUUU